AUGCCUGAGAAAUCAAGAAAUGUUACCACCAUAACACAAUUUUUGCUCAUGGGAUUCCCUGAUGACCAGGUGCUACAAGGACUAUAUGUUACCUUCUUCUUCCUGAUUUACCUGGCAGCACUAAUGGGGAACUUCCUCAUCAUUACCCUCACCACCACUGACCAGUGUCUCCAGUCCCCCAUGUAUUUCUUCCUAAAGAAUUUGUCCUUGAUUGAUAUCUGCUACAUCUCUGUCACUGUGCCCAAAGCCAUCAUAAACGCUCUGACCAAAAGCCAAACCAUCUCUUUCCUGGGAUGUGCCUCACAAAUUUUUCUUUUUAUGUUUUUGGCUGGCACAGAGUAUGCCCUCCUUAUAGCAAUGUCCUAUGACCGCUAUGUUGCCAUCUGCCAUCCUCUAUACUAUGAGGCCAUCGUGAAUAGAGGCACUUGUUGGCAGAUGGUGACAGCAUCAUGGUCUAGCGGGUGUAUCUAUGGAUCUGUCCAUGUUGGAGGUACAUUCUCUGCCCAUCUCUGUGGUCCUAACAUAGUGCAUCAGUUCUUUUGUGAUAUUCCUUCAGUGCUCACACUUGCUUGCUCUGGAGAAAAUCUAGAAUAUGCAUUUAUUAUUGCUAGCUGUAUUUUUGCCUUCGUAUGCUUUCUCUUCCUGAUUGCCUCUUACAUUUACAUUUUCUCAGCUGUCCUGAGGAUCCCAUCUGCAAAAGGCAGGCUCAAAAGUUUCUCUACCUGCAUGCCCCACCUCAUUGUGGUGAUGUUGUUUCUCUUUUCUGAAUGUAAGCCUUCUGCCUGGAUGCUGUCUGGAGAUGAUGCCACUGCUUGUAAUGGCUUCAGGGUGAGGACCUAA
Messenger RNA from Sus scrofa (pig), 840 nucleotides. NCBI's taxonomy places the organism in Eukaryota, Metazoa, Chordata, Mammalia, Artiodactyla, Suidae. The record is from RefSeq and is a predicted model, not a curated record.